Messenger RNA from Jatropha curcas, 1678 nucleotides. The record is from RefSeq and is a predicted model, not a curated record. NCBI's taxonomy places the organism in Eukaryota, Viridiplantae, Streptophyta, Magnoliopsida, Malpighiales, Euphorbiaceae.
GUGAGUGAGUCUGUGACAGAGAGAGAAACUGAAUUAUUAUUACUUUUAAAGUAAAAAAAAGAAAAAAAAAAUGGGACUAAGUCAAUCCUUAUUAUCCCUCCUACUGCUUCCAUCUCCCUCUCUUUCUCUUCCUCCUCCAAACCCUAAAUCAAUCAGUUGUUGCAUAACUCAAAGCUUCAAUUUCCUCCAAAUAUUUUGCAGAUCCGACUCUUAUCACAUCACUCUUUGCUUUUGCUUUGAACCAGAAUUCGUAUAACUACUCAGUUUAGGGGUUGGGCUUUGACUUUUUGAGUUGGUGUUUUGUCACAACAACUAAAAGAGGAACACCGUUUAAGUACUAUUGCAAUAGCAUAGGUAUAUUCAUGGAGGGGAAUUCCGGUGGUGGAGGAGGAGGAGGCGUAGCUGCUGGUGCUACUGGUGUCAGUGGUGGUGGUGGAGGUGCAGGAAAUGAUGUGGAGCUGAUGUGUAAAACGCUGCAGGUAGAGCAUAAGCUUUUCUAUUUUGAUCUGAAGGAAAAUCCACGUGGGCGUUACUUGAAGAUAUCUGAAAAGACGUCCGCCACAAGGUCUACCAUAAUCGUUCCUUUCUCUGGAAUUUCUUGGUUUUUGGAUCUCUUCAAUUACUAUGUUAAUUCUGAUGAUCAGGACCUUUUUAGCAAAGAAUUGCAGCUUGACACCAAGUACAUUCUUCUUGUAACUGCUCUAAUAAACAUAUACAUGCAGGUAUCUGAAGCUUCUGUCAGUAGAAAUCGCAGUACUAUUAUUGUUCCAGCUGGAAGUGCACGGGAUGAGGGUUGGGCAGCAUUCAGGAAUAUUUUGGCGGAGAUCAAUGAAGCAUCAAGGCUCUUUAUGCUACCCAACCAGCAAAGUUCUGAAUCAUCAGAGCGUCUUGUUGGCCUGUCUGAUGAUGUUGGGGCUGGCUUCAUAUCUGGGCACAGUAGCCAACCUGCUCCAGCAUCUGAAUUGAAUGUAGAUAGGUCAGUUGAACUUGCGCCACAGGAAGAAAUUGGGAAUUUGGGGGUCUCAAAGGUAAUCAGAGCUGACCAGAAGAGAUUCUUCUUUGAUCUUGGUAGCAACAACAGAGGUCAUUUCCUGAGGAUUUCUGAGGUUGCUGGUUCUGAUAGGUCGUCCAUAAUUCUUCCGCUAUCUGGGCUGAAGCAGUUUCAUGAGAUAGUGGGUCAUUUCGUGGAGAUCACAAAAGAGAGAAUUGAAGGAAUGACAGGUGCAAAUGUUCGCACUGUGGAUCCCCCUCAGAGAUGAAUGUGCAGAAACAAAAUAGUAUUAUUAUAUUUGCUUUGAUGCUGCAAAUAGGUGUUUGAUUAGGGGGUGCAGUUGUGUUUAGUUGGUUUCUUGUUAAAAUUCUUACCUCUUCUCAUUCAAGUCUAUAAAUAAUCCGACCCGAUUUAUCUGUUUGAUGAGCAGAGAAAAGUUACGGAGCUGGUAGUCGGUCAGUAGCUUUAAAUAGGGGAAUAACAGAGGAAGCGCAUCAGAUAUUUAUUUGUAACUGUCGGUUUGAUAGUGUGGCUAUGGCACCCUUUGUUACAUUUUCAAUAAUGCUGAUUCCAGUUUCAAUGCCUAAUGGUGGUUGAUGCUCCUUUAGCUUGUACUUAUUCAGGUAUUGGGUUGUAACUAUUGACUUUUGUGUAAUUGCAAAAAUGACAGACUUCUCUUUCUUUCCC